AUGACUGUGUACUUCCCGAAUGGCACCGCCGUGGCGGCCAACGGCACGGUCAUCUUUGACCCUGCGACGAGCCCCGUGGCCGUGGACUCGGAGGGCAACACGUUCUUCGCCAACGGCACCGUCGUCAGCGCCAAUGGCACUGUUGAGAGCGCCAACGGCACUGUUGCAACCAACGACACCGCCAUCCCCAUCGAUGGGCCGGGUCUCCCCGUGCCCCCCACCAUCUCGUCUCCUCCCAACGGCGACGGCUCGGUGGCGCCCCCCGUCACCUCCAUGCCCGCCCCUGCUGAUGUGCCCCUCGCUUCCACCAUGCCCGCCCCCAUUGAUGUCCCCCCCGCCACCAACAUGCCCGCCCCCGUUUAUGUGUCCCCCGCCACUGCCAUGCCCAUCGUCCUGGUGGAGUUGAUCCCGAGGGUCAUGGGCGGGUGGGGCGACUGGGGCAACUUGGGCAACUGGAGCGCGGAGGAGCAGCAGCAGUGGUGCGGGAAUGUGACGGAAUUGAUGAACGGGGUCGUGCCGGGGCUGAACGUGACUGCCAGCGAGUACCUCGCCUGGCUCAACGCCUCCUCCCUCGCCUGGGCGGCAGGCUUUGAUGCCAUGUGGGAGCAGGCUGGCAGCGACAUGAACGUGGCACGGGUGGUGCGAGCUGAUGUGAUGGACAGCGAUGGCAUCGUGGUGCAUGGUGUGGAUGGCGUGCUGUUUCCCCUCUUCCGCGACUUGCCCGUGUUAAAGGGCGGCGUAGGAGGAGGAGGAGAGGGUGACGUGCCUAUGCCCAUUGCCGUGCCUGUCGUGGCACUUGGUGGCGCUGCUAACGACAGCGCGCGCGACACUGGUACAAAUGGCACUACGAAUGGUGGGAAGCCCAACGGCAGUGUUGCCACAGGUGCUGGUGCUGCUGCUGGGUCCAGCAACAGCAGCAGUGGUGGGAAGGAUGCAUUUAAGAUUGCGGCGAGUGGCACGCCAGCACCACCUGCUGGGUCACCCCCCCCGAGCAAAUCGCAGAGCAAGGCUGCUGCAGGCCCCAUCCUCUUGGCUGUUGCGCUCUCCCUUGUGGCUCUACUGUAG
Messenger RNA from Closterium sp. NIES-65, 1065 nucleotides. NCBI's taxonomy places the organism in Eukaryota, Viridiplantae, Streptophyta, Zygnematophyceae, Desmidiales, Closteriaceae. The record is from the annotation of a GenBank genome assembly.